AUGGCUUAUUCUAAGAUCGCUCUUCUCCUCAUCUUCAAUGUCAUCUUCUUCACUUUAGUAAGCUCGGCUUCGGUCCCUUGCCCACCACCACCGUCCAAGAGUCCCCCCAAGAAGCCCUCACCAUCGUCUCCUUACCGUAAACCCACUUGCAAAGAUGCUCUUAAACUUAAGGUAUGUGCCAAUGUGUUAAACUUGGUUAAGGUCUCUCUACCCCAAAAGUCCAAAUGUUGCUCCCUUCUCAAAGGUCUUGUUGAUCUGGAUGCUUCGGUAUGUCUCUGCACCGCUUUGAAGGCUAAUAUCCUUGGCAUUAAGCUUAACCUUCCCAUUUCAUUGAACCUUCUCCUAAGCCAGUGCGGUAAGAAGGUUCCAUCUGGUUACAAAUGUGCCUAG
Molecule: messenger RNA, 390 nt
Organism: Microthlaspi erraticum
Lineage: Eukaryota; Viridiplantae; Streptophyta; Magnoliopsida; Brassicales; Brassicaceae
Source: the annotation of a GenBank genome assembly